AAACACACAGACACACACACAGACACACAAACAGCAGCCAGCUGGAGGACUCCGCUCGCGCAUGCGCUGUGCGAACAUCCCAGUAUGAAGAAGAGAGCAGUGCACAAGUAGCGCGAGAGAUGAAGACUCCGCCGGAGAGGUCAGGAAUCAUCUUCGAGGUCGGAGCUCAGUUAGAAGCCCGAGACCGCCACAAGAAAUGGUACCCGGCCACCAUCGAGAAAAUCGACUACGACAAAGAGCGGGUCCUGAUCCACUACCGUCAGUGGAGCCGCAGACACGACGAAUGGUUUCACUGGAGCUCGCCGUACCUGCGGCCGCUGGAGCGAGUCAGCCUGAGGAGGCAGGGCAUCAAUCCACCGUGCUCUCAGCCGGUGUUUGUAUCGGGUACGAAGGUCCUGGCCUGUUGGACAGACUGUCGGUUCUACCCGGCCAAAAUCCUCAGGGUCAACCGGGACGACUCCUACACGGUGCGUUUCUACGACGGCGUCGUUCGGACUGUGAAGCCCACCAAAGUAAAACCCUUCCAGGAAAAGUCCAGGUCUGAGAAGAGUGCGCUGGGAAGCGAGGGAUGGGAGGAAGGGGAGAGCGAGGAGGAGGAGGAUGGUAGAGAGAGAGAGGAGGAAGAGGAGAAGAAAGAGGAGGACAUGGAGGAGAAGGUGACGUCAGAGGAGAAGGAUGGAGCUGAGGAGGAGGAGGAGAGGAAGAGGAAGGCAGAGCCGUCAUCCUCCCAUCCACCAGCAAAGAAGAAAACAGACGACAGCAGGAGCAGCGGAGCUCAGAGUGAGCCGAUCACUGCCGACUGCACCCAGCCGGCUCCUUCUGACCCCGGCCACGUCGACAGAGACGUCCUGUUGGAGCGUCAGGCCCACCUUCCCACCACACACAAAUUCAGCAGAGAGCCACUGUACCGGGUCAUAAAGAACCAGCCUCCUCCCAUCCUCUCCAUUGAGUUGGACCACAACCCCUUCAAGUGUCCCGCUGCGGGCUGCACCAAGUCCUUCAGGAAGGCGAGUCUGCUGCACUACCACAUCAAGUACUACCACUCCGACCAGCAGCUGGACGAGCCAGGCAGCGAGCAGGAGGCGCCGAGGAGGAAGCGGUCGUCUGAGAUGAAUAAUGAGGACCAGAACAAUAGCUGUCACCAUGACGACAGAGAGCACAGCGCCAUGGGAACAGAAGUGAAGAAGGACGGAGAAAGGGAGAAAGCAGGAGGGCAGGACAGAAAGGAGAGGAAGAACUUCCUGAGAGUCAAACUGAAGAAGAAGAAAAAGAAGAAGAAGAAGAGGAGGAGUCAGUCAGGAGGACUCGGCAGCAGCGAUGACGAGAACUCAGACAGACCUCCGAUCACUCUGAAGCUGUCCUCUGAGCAUCACAACACACACACGCAAGAAACUGUUUGGCGCUUCAGUGUGAACGGAGCCUCAGACUCACCGUCAUCAGAUUUGAAUCCAGCUGCUCGCUCAGUGUGGACGAUUCAAAUCAGCUCGUGCUGGUUGGACAUGCCCACAGCUGGUAUGACCCGGCUGGUUCGCUCCAGGACUCACUCGGCCUCCAGCGUCGGCUCCACAGACGGCGUCCGGAGCCGCAGUGCCACCAACACACUGCCAGAGGGCGCUAACUCCACCAGCCCCGAGCACACUGCGGCACAAACCAUCCAGAUGACUGCGUAG
Messenger RNA from Morone saxatilis (striped sea-bass), 1670 nucleotides. RefSeq names its product PHD finger protein 20-like. Gene Ontology annotation, biological process: regulation of transcription by RNA polymerase II. The record is from RefSeq and is a predicted model, not a curated record. The transcript is spliced from 14 exons. The coding region runs from base 120 to 1670 and encodes 516 amino acids. NCBI's taxonomy places the organism in Eukaryota, Metazoa, Chordata, Actinopteri, Moronidae. Gene Ontology annotation, cellular component: nucleus; NSL complex; MLL1 complex.